This is a messenger RNA of Cottoperca gobio, 582 nucleotides long. RefSeq names its product keratin-associated protein 9-2-like. The record is from RefSeq and is a predicted model, not a curated record. NCBI's taxonomy places the organism in Eukaryota, Metazoa, Chordata, Actinopteri, Perciformes, Bovichtidae. The transcript has a single exon. The coding region runs from base 1 to 582 and encodes 193 amino acids.
AUGAUAGAAGUCUUCUUCUUCACUGCUGUGCGUUAUUGCAUUUUUUGGCGCGUUUUCACCACCUGCAGCAACUACUCCCGCACCUACUCCUGCACCUGCACCUGCACCUGCACCUGCAUCACCUGCAGCACCUACUCCUGCACCUACACCUGCACCUACUCCUGCACAUACUCCUGCACCUACUCCUGCACCUGCACAUGCACCUGCAUCACCUACUCCUGCACCUGCACCUGCACCUGCACCUGCAGCACCUGCAGCACCUACUCCUGCACCUACUCCUGCACCUGCAUCACCUACUCCUGCACCUGCACCUGCACCUGCACCUGCAGCACCUGCAGCACCUACUCCUGCACCUACUCCUGCACCUGCACCUGCACCUGCAGCACCUACUCCUGCACCUGUAGCACCUACUCCUGCACCUACUCCUGCACUUGCACUUGCACCUGCACCUGCACCUGCAGCACCUACUCCUGCACCUGUAGCACCUACUCCUGCACCUACUCCUGCACCUACUCCUGCACUUGCACUUGCACCUGCACCUUCCUGUGUAUCGUCAAACAUAUCUUUGUUGGCUCCUCUUGA